AGUCGUGUAUUCAUUAAGCAUCAAAUUUACUCCAAAAACUCCAAGUCAUCAUGUCUGGCCGUGGCAAAGGUGGUAAAGCAAAGGGAAAGUCAAAGACACGUUCAAACCGUGCUGGACUUCAAUUCCCAGUUGGACGUAUCCAUCGUUUACUCCGCAAAGGUAACUACGCUGAACGUGUUGGUGCAGGUGCACCUGUUUACUUGGCUGCCGUUAUGGAAUAUUUGGCUGCUGAAGUUCUUGAGUUGGCAGGUAAUGCUGCUCGUGACAACAAAAAAACAAGAAUCAUUCCACGUCAUCUUCAAUUGGCCAUCCGUAACGACGAAGAGUUGAACAAAUUACUCUCUGGUGUAACCAUUGCCCAAGGUGGUGUCUUACCAAACAUCCAAGCUGUUCUUUUACCAAAAAAGACUGAAAAAAGCAGUGCUUAA
Messenger RNA from Aphidius gifuensis, 428 nucleotides. Its product is annotated as histone H2A. The record is from RefSeq and is a predicted model, not a curated record. NCBI's taxonomy places the organism in Eukaryota, Metazoa, Arthropoda, Insecta, Hymenoptera, Braconidae. Gene Ontology annotation, molecular function: structural constituent of chromatin; protein heterodimerization activity; DNA binding. The transcript has a single exon. Bases 51 to 428 code for a protein of 125 amino acids. Gene Ontology annotation, cellular component: nucleosome.